Messenger RNA from Penicillium psychrosexuale, 1858 nucleotides. Its product is annotated as KRI1 family protein. NCBI's taxonomy places the organism in Eukaryota, Fungi, Ascomycota, Eurotiomycetes, Eurotiales, Aspergillaceae. The record is from RefSeq and is a predicted model, not a curated record. Bases 35 to 1858 code for a protein of 607 amino acids. Gene Ontology annotation, biological process: endonucleolytic cleavage in ITS1 to separate SSU-rRNA from 5.8S rRNA and LSU-rRNA from tricistronic rRNA transcript (SSU-rRNA, 5.8S rRNA, LSU-rRNA). Gene Ontology annotation, cellular component: 90S preribosome; nucleolus. The transcript has 2 exons.
AGUCGGUCUUCAAUCACAUACCUGAUCACACAAAAUGGAGCCUCCUUCUAAGAAGAUGCGAAAGCUCUUGGAUCAAGAUAGCGAUAGUGACUCUGGGGACGAUGCUGGUGGAGUUCUCCUCGGCAAGCAGUCGUCUGAUACCGGGUUCACGAUCAAUGAAGACUACGCUCGUCGAUUUGAACACAACAAGAAGAGAGAAGAAGUUGCGAGGUUGGAAGCGAAGUAUGGCAAGUCCUCCAGUCUUGGAAACCGCCCAGACGAAGACUCUGAGGAUUCCGACUCCGAAGAAGAGGACGACAAUGCAGAGCUCGCUACAGUAGCUCUGGAUGCUGAAAUCUCGGCGACUUUGAAUGCUAUUCGUUCGAAGGAUCCUCGCGUUUACGACAAAGAUGCCAGCUUUUACAGCAAGUACAACCCAGAGGAAACCGCCGCCGGAAAGGGCCCCAAGGAAAAGUCCAUGACGCUGCGACAAUACCAUACGGAAAAUCUUCUGAGUGGUGUCAACCCAACUGAAGAGGACAAUACCCCAAGGACCUAUGCCCAAGAGCAAGCCGACUUGAAGAAUGCUAUUGUCAAGGAGAUGCACGGAGCGGCAGACAAGUCUGACGAAGAGAUGGAAGAUGCCGACGAGUUCAUGGUCCGCAAGCCCGGCCAGGACAUUUCGUUGCCUAAAUCUGAAAUCAAACUCGAUAUCGAGAAUGCGGACAAAGACCCCGAGACUUUCCUGUCCAACUUUUUGUCAGCACGAGCCUGGAUCCCCACCGACAGGCCAGAGUUGCAUCCGUUCGAUUCGGAUGAGGACGACGACGUCGACCGGGCGGAAGCUAUUGAAGAAGCGUACAACUUCCGAUUUGAAGACCCCAACAAGAUGAACGAGGUGAUAGUCACACACUCUCGUGAUCUCACCAACAAGCAAUCCGUCCGUCGCGAAGAGAAGAGUUCCCGUAAGAAGAUCCGCGACGCUGAGCGCGCACUCAAGGAUGAGGAGAAAAAGCAACGCGAAACUGAGAAGAAUCGUCUUCGCAAACUGAAGACAGAAGAACUACAGAAAAAGGUGGAGCAAAUCAAGGAGGUUGCAGGACUUCGUGCCUCAAAAUUCACGGACGACGACUGGUCUCGUUUCCUGGAUGCUUCCUGGGACGACUCAAACUGGGAAGCGGAGAUGCAAAAACGGUUUGGUGAGGAGUACUACGCCGGGGAGGAGGGCGAGGACAGCGAAAAUGAGGGAGGCAAGAUGAAGAAGCACCCUAAGAAGCCUACGUGGGAUGACGAUAUCGAUAUCAAGGACUUGGUCCCAGACUACGAGGAUGAAGAAGCGAAGCCCACAGUCGAACUAUCAGAAGCCGAAGACGAAGAUGACGACGAGGCUUCCGGAUCUAAGAAGAAGAGCAAGGCCGAAGAGAAGCGGAUUCAGAAACGUGAGGCCCGCAAAGACCGUCUUCGCAUUGACGAUGCGGUUGAGCGCAACCUGGAUCUCGACAUCACCUUGCUUCCUGGAGCUACAAAGAAGAACGCCACAAAGUUCCGCUACCGCGAAACCUCACCGCAGAGCUUUGGCUUGACGGCACGGGACAUCCUCAUGGCGGACGACAUACAGCUCAACAAGUUCGCUGGUCUGAAGAAGCUCGCCACCUUCCGCGAGGAAGAGCAGAAGCGGCGCGAUCAGAAGAGGCUGGGCAAGAAGGCCCGGCUUCGCGAGUGGCGCAAGGACACUUUCGGUGACGAGAAUGGGCCGGUGUUCAAGUUCGGCGGUGAUGUCCAACCUAGUCAGCCUAAGGAUGCUGUGGAUGAGGAUAAGGUUGAUAUUAGAGAAGGAGAUGGCACACGUAAGAAGAGAAAGAGGUCGAAGAAGCAUUAA